Molecule: messenger RNA, 1932 nt
Organism: Caenorhabditis elegans
Lineage: Eukaryota; Metazoa; Nematoda; Chromadorea; Rhabditida; Rhabditidae
Gene: oac-12
Product: Acyl_transf_3 domain-containing protein
Exons: 10
Coding region: 1-1932 (643 amino acids)
Molecular function (GO): acyltransferase activity, transferring groups other than amino-acyl groups
Source: RefSeq, marked reviewed
AUGGUAUCCUCCCCGCCGUCAAAGCGUCAGGAUCUACAAGGGAUCCGCGGAAUAGCGAUUCUCUCGGUUUUGGGGUUUCACUUCUACCCGACUCACUUUCCAAAUGGCUACCUUGGCGUUGAUCAAUUUUUCGUACUCUCCGGUUUCCUAAUGUGCAUGUUGUUGACGAAAACCGAAAAACUUCCAAUAUUCACGAGAAUUUCAAAUUUUUACGCUCGCCGUCUCAAGCGGAUACUUCCACUCUACCUGCUCUUCAUUUCCCUCACACUUUUGGCCCUUUGCACAGUCUUCCCCGAGGCAGCCGUGCUCCAGAAUCAGGAAUCCGCGGCGCGGGCACUGGUUUUCCGUUCGAAUCGUCUGAGCACCGGAGAUGAAGCUUAUUAUGAGAAGCUUCAAGUCGCCGUGGACUUGUUCACUCACACAUGGUCUCUGUCGGUUGAGGUGCAAUUCUAUUUUGUGGUGCCUGUAGUUUUUCUGGUGGGGAAUUGGUUGUCGGAGACACGGAAAUAUGGAUUUUAUAUUGGGAUAGCCCUCACCUCCGCCGCCUUCUAUUCAAUAUUGCCUGCCGACGAGGCCUUCAACAGUAUGUUCGCUCGGAUUUGGCAAUUUUUGAUCGGAAUGCUCACUUUUAUGCUCUCCAACAAUUCCGAGACAUUUUCGGGCUCCCGUUUAAAAUAUGUGAUACUUCUUGCCAUGCCCAUUACUAUAGCGUUCCCAACCCAAUUGCCAACAAAUAUUGUAAGAUUCCUAUUCACUAUAUUAACCGCUUCGUUGAUGCUAAUUUCAGCAGAUGAUACAAUUUUGAGCAAUCGACUUUUGACCUACAUCGGGGACAUUUCAUAUUCUUUAUAUCUUGUUCAUUGGCCGAUUUAUGCGUUUUCAAAAUUGACAUAUGGCGAUAACUACUACGCUUUCACCGGCGGACUCUUCAUAUCAGUACUUCUGGCGAUUAUUAUUUUUGAAACUUUCGAGAAAUGGUACCUGCAACUCGCCAAUCUCAACAUUUGUGUACUCAUCAUAGCGUUUUUUAUGCUCAGCGGGAUGCUUAUCAAUAAGCAGUGGCUAUUUCCAGAGCCGGACAUCGAAUAUCCCCGACUUGACGGGAUUAACAGCAACAAUAUGACCAUAGAAGAUGUUGAUCAAAUGAACAAAUAUUGGAAUCAGAUGGAUUUGAGGAGCAUGGUGGAGCCAGGGUGUGUUCAGAGGACGCCCACGCACAAGCGAUGGUGUGAUUUUGAACUACCCGGGUCCAAAUUCAAGAUAGCAAUAUUUGGCAACAGUUACACUCACAAUCAUCACAAAAUGUUCAUUCAAGAGUUCGAAAGCCAAGUCUACAAUGUGACAAUGUACUCGGAAAAGGGCUGUGAACCUUUGGCAGCUCGUCAAGAUGACAAAAAUUGCAUGGAUAAGCUUACGCAGUUUGUGGAAUUCAUAGAAAGUGCAAAACCGGAUUAUGCAUUUAUGUUUACUAGAUACUUCUCAAUAGCUGAUGCAUUUGAGAACAAAACCGAUCCAGAUUUGAAGAAUGACCGAAUUUUCUGUCAAAUGAAAAGUCAGCUUAAUGAGCUUCUUCCAAAUAUCAAAAAGAAGCUGUACAUCCUCGACUCAAUGCCACUUGUCAACGCUCCUUACAUUCCAAAAAUUGCAGAGGACUUGAGAAAUGGGAAAUCGAUUCAGGAGAUUAGUAAAUCCCUCCUGCCAUCUGACAACUACAAAAACGGACGACUGCGGCACGCGGCUCUAGUGAAGGAAUGCGGUCGGAAAUGUGAACUGAUCGAUUAUCUACCAUUGUUUUUUAAUAAGAUCACAAACAUGUAUCAGUACGUUGAUUCACGUGGUUUUUCAUAUUUCACCACACUUUAUCACCUAUCUGCUCAUGGCAUCGAACUUGUACGACCAAUUUAUUCAGCCAUUGCAAAAAGUUUGAAAUGA